ACAAAGGAGAUCUGACAGUACAACUUUUGUAUUUGGUGCCAGUGUCAUCGACAAAAGUGAAAUACUAAAAUAAUUCAUUCACUCAAACAUUUUCUCAGUUCCAUAUGCAAGGUACCAUGUCCCCAGAAGCUGAUACAGUUUGAAGAAGGAAACAUAUUCUGUAAACAUACAAUGAUAACUAAAAGCAAUAUAUUAAAAAGUGAAGGUACUGGUAAUUCCAACAAUUUAAGAGUUUAAAAGUGUAUUUAGUAAUUUCUCCAGGAGAUGGCACUGUUGAGUUGGCUUUUUUCUUUUCGGACAGUAAGACAAUAGACCAUUCAUCUUUGUGUCACCCAAACAAAGAAAUAUUCCUGUAUAGCCCCUCUUCUCUCCCCGGCUAAUCACAUGCUACUGGAACUGACUGUCUUGUGAUCUACUCCACAGUUGGCACAGAUUAAAAAAUAAUCUAUUAAAAAAUUAUCUGACACACUGUAGUUAAUGGAAAGGAACAAACUGUUCACGUUUUCAUGGAGCUUUAUCUUGUCAGUUCAGUAGCUGAGAACUUGGAAUACUAUUUUAGUGAUUUUACCAUCCUGCUCAGAUGCCAUUCAAAAAUAUUUUUCACUUGUCAUGUCUUACUAUGGUUGUUCUGGCAAAAUGUAAAUUUGUAAAUGUAAAAAAUGUAAAUUUUUGUUUGCAAAUUAAUGUGACUAGAGGAUUUUAAUGUAAACCUUGGGUUCCGUGCACUGCACCAUUCAUUUUCCUCUACAAUAAAUAUAUUCUCAUUCGGGUUUACCUGCAGUUAAUAGUUAAAAGUAAUUUUUAGUUGCUUUCUUUAUUUGGGUGUAACGUGUUGUAUACUUUGUGUCUUUCUAUUUGUUCCCUUUUCUUCUGAACAACUAGCAUUCUGAAGAGAUGGAGUCAGUAAAGAGAACAUCCAGAACUGGUUUUACCUGCACUGCAUGUUCCAGAAUAAAGUUAUGGGUGUAGUUUCUGCGAUAAAGGGAACAGCAUAGGGGUUUUGUUUUAUUUAUUGGAGGCGGGAUGUUAAUUUAGGGGGUAUUAUAUAUUGAAAACCAAACUUGUGCAGUGCACUCACUGCAGGGUUAAGGCACCCUGAUAAAUAUGCAUCUAUGCAAUGAUCAUGUCUAAAGUCGGCACUGAGCCGACUUUAUAAAAGGGGGGCAAUUCUCUUGCCCCCUUUUACCUGCCCCUAAUGCCUAAGCUACUUUCUAACUCCAGGAAAAUCAAUAAGCAACUCCUUCUUUGGCUUAACCCCCUGCAUAAGAGGAAGGUGAGUGAGGAAAGACUUUUCCCCAGGCUUGCGUGAGUCACGGAUGUUCUGAUGUCUGCCUCCGUGAGGCUUAGCCCACACAGUUCUCCUUCACCUUGUGUCAACAAGGCGGCUGCUUCAGCAGACAAUGGGCGCUGCAGCGUGCGGGGGUUAAAAACCAGAAGCACCGGUUCAUGACGGAGCCCCCUUUUCCCAGCUGAGCAAGCUCAGGGAUUCCCCGAGGAGAUUUUCCAGGCGCUGCCACAACCCAAGGAAUUUUAGGGGCGUCUCUGGGGGAGAAGAGGGGACCAACCCAGCCCCAACUUGAGGGUGCCAGAGGGAGCAACGAGGAGUCGGGGCGCCAUGGAGCGGGGGCGUUCUUGUGAAGGAGGGAAGCUCCUACGCUAACUCUAGAAGCCCGGCCUCGGAUACGCCGGCGAGGGGGGGAUGACCUCAGCCGUCUCUGCCACGUUCCAGCCAAUCAGUCCCGCAUCUUGGCAUCCUUAUCCAGGACCCCCGAAGCCGGAGGCGACGCGAGCCAAUGAGCAGUGGGCCGGGGAAGAAGGACAGGCGGCCAGCCUAUGGGGGCGGAGAGGCCCGGCUGCGCGUAUCCAAGGAGCGCCGGGCUCGGGCUCGGGGGUGUGGCGCGGCGCCGGCGGGGGUGGGCGGGCGCGCAGGGCGGCAGGUGUCGGCAGCGUAGGCAUUCGGCGGCGAUGGAGCGGCCCCGGGGAGCUGCUGGCGACCUCUCGCGCUGGCCCCACGGCCUCAGCCUCCUCCUCCUCCUCCAGCUGCUGCCGCCGGCGACCCUCGGCCAGGACCGGCUGGACGCGCCGCCACCGCCUGCUGCGCCGCUGUCGCGCUGGUCCGGCCCCGUCGGGGUGAGCUGGGGGCUGCGCGCGGCCGCGCCCGGGGGCCCGGCUCCCCGCGGCGGACGUUGGCGCCGCAGCGCGCUCGACGAGGAUGAGGACUGCGGCGGAGUCCGGGACUUCGUCGGCAGGCUGGCCAACAACACGCACCAGCAUGUGUUUGAUGAUCUCAGUGGCUCAGUAUCCUUGUCCUGGGUUGGAGAUACCACUGGGAUCAUUCUCGUCUUGACUACCUUCCAUGUACCACUGGUAAUUAUGACUUUCGGACAGUCCAAGCUAUAUCGAAGUGAGGACUAUGGAAAGAACUUUAAGGAUAUUACAAAUCUCAUCAAUAACACCUUCAUUCGGACUGAAUUUGGCAUGGCUAUUGGUCCUGAGAACUCUGGGAAGGUGAUUUUAACAGCAGAGGUGUCGGGAGGAAGUCACGGAGGAAGAAUCUUCAGAUCAUCAGAUUUUGCAAAGAACUUUGUUCAGACCAAUCUCCCUUUUCAUCCUCUGACUCAGAUGAUGUAUAGUCCUCAGAAUUCUGAUUAUCUUUUAGCUCUCAGCACUGAAAAUGGCCUGUGGGUGUCCAAGAAUUUUGGGGGAAAAUGGGAAGAAAUCCACAAAGCAGUAUGUUUGGCCAAAUGGGGAUCAGAAAACACCAUCUUCUUUACCACCUAUGUGAAUGGCUCCUGCAAAGCUGACCUUGGGGCACUGGAAUUACGGAGAACUUCAGACUUGGGAAAAAGCUUCAAAACAAUUGGUGUGAAAAUCUACUCAUUUGGUCUUGGGGGACGUUUCCUUUUUGCCUCUGUGAUGGCUGAUAAGGAUACAACAAGAAGGAUUCAUGUGUCAACAGAUCGAGGGGACACAUGGAGUAUGGCCCAGCUCCCCUCUGUGGGGCAGGAACAAUUCUAUUAUCUAGCAGCUAAUGAUGACAUGGUGUUCAUGCAUGUAGACGAACCUGGAGAUACCGGAUUUGGCACUAUAUUUACCUCGGAUGAUCGAGGCAUUGUCUAUUCCAAGUCCUUGGACCGACAUCUCUACACAACCACAGGUGGCGAGACAGACUUUACCAACGUGACCUCCCUCCGUGGGGUCUACAUGACAAGUGUGCUCUCAGAAGAUAAUUCUAUCCAGACGAUGAUCACUUUUGACCAAGGAGGAAGGUGGAAGCACCUGAGGAAGCCUGAGAACAGUGAAUGCGAUGCUACUGCAAAAAAUAAGAAUGAGUGCAGCCUUCAUAUUCACGCUUCCUACAGCAUCUCCCAGAAACUAAACGUUCCAAUGGCCCCUCUCUCAGAGCCUAAUGCUGUUGGCAUAGUCAUCGCCCACGGUAGCGUGGGGGAUGCCAUCUCAGUGAUGAUCCCAGAUGUGUACAUCUCAGAUGAUGGGGGUUACUCCUGGCUGAAGAUGCUGGAAGGACCUCACUAUUACACCAUCCUGGAUUCCGGAGGCAUCAUUGUAGCCAUCGAGCACAGCAGCCGUCCUAUCAAUGUGAUUAAGUUCUCCACAGACGAGGGUCAGUGCUGGCAAACCUACAUGUUUACCAGGGAGCCUAUCUACUUUACUGGCCUGGCUUCAGAACCCGGAGCUAAGUCCAUGAACAUCAGCAUCUGGGGUUUCACAGAAUCUUUCCUGGCUCGCCAGUGGGUCUCCUACACCAUCGAUUUUAAAGAUAUCCUUGAAAGGAACUGUGAAGAGAAGGACUAUACCAUAUGGCUGGCUCACUCCACAGACCCUGGAGAUUAUGGAGAUGGCUGCAUUUUAGGCUAUAAAGAACAGUACCUACGGCUACGCAAGUCGUCCGUCUGUCAGAAUGGUCGGGACUAUGUUGUGACCAAGCAGCCGUCCGUCUGUCCCUGCUCCCUGGAGGACUUCCUCUGUGAUUUUGGCUACUUCCGUCCAGAAAAUGACUCCAAGUGUGUGGAACAGCCAGAACUGAAGGGCCACGACCUAGAGUUUUGUUUGUACGGGAGAGAAGAGCACCUGACGACAAAUGGGUACCGGAAAAUUCCAGGAGACAGAUGCCAGGGCGGAGUGAAUCCUGUUCGAGAAGUGAAAGACUUGAAAAAGAAGUGCACAAGCAACUUUCUGAGUCCCGAAAAGCAGAAUUCCAAGUCAAAUUCUGUUCCGAUUAUCCUGGCUACUGUGGGAUUGAUGCUGGUCACAGUCGUAGCAGGAGUGCUCAUUGUGAAGAAAUACGUCUGUGGGGGAAGGUUCCUGGUGCAUCGAUACUCUGUGCUCCAGCAACAUGCGGAGGCCAAUGGUGUGGAUGGUGUGGAUGCUUUGGACACAACCUCCCACACUCAUAAAAGUGGUUAUCAUGAUGACUCAGAUGAGGACCUCCUGGAAUAGCUCCUCAAAGGAGCUGGGACUGAGCACAGAUGAUGGAACCGCAGUACCUCUUACACUCCCUGUGGCUCCGACUUGGGGAAAUAAAUUUCCCGUUGCGAGGGACCCAGCUCUGUUUCUGCUGCUUCCAUCAAAGCCAAAAGGACCUACACUAAGAAAUGGGGGGUGGGGACCCUAAACACUCUUACAAUUGGCCCUGAGAAGAGAGGGAAAAUUUUAAUUCUUUAACUUUUCAUUUCAAGUUCUGUCUUUUUGCAAGGUACGGGCCCUUUUCGGUUUUGUUUUUGUUUUUUAAGGGAAAUGAAAUGGAAUUGAAGGGAACUUUUCACUAACCCCACUGUUGCAUGUUUUGCAUGGCGCCUGCCCCAGGGCACCUGCCAGCUUCAGCAUCAACUCUCACAAAGCACUUGGUGCCGUCCCAGGCUGUGCUGGCAACACGAAGCAGCCGCAGAGAUGAGCACAGAGGCUGCGAUGACUGGCACAGCCUGGCAGCCUUCCUCCCAUCUGGGGACAGCCCCGCUCCAAGAACAUUGCGCACCAGCUCCUCACACAGAUCCCUGCUUUCUGUUGUUGUUGUUUUUUCAGGGACCAUAGGCCACAGUGAUUUUUCUUUUCCCUGGUUUAAUUAGGCAAUACCCUCAUUAAUUGCCCUUUGGCAACUAACUUACAUGUGCUUCCAAGACACUAAAUCAGGAAAACUUAAAGGGCAAUAUUUUUAACUUGGGGCAGGAAAAAGGGAGCAGCAGAGAAUUGACUAGACUUAGCACCUAUUAAAGGAGAAACUCUUGCUUCUUCCGAGAUCUUUCAAGCCAUGCUUUGUGUGUGUGCCAGUGGACUUGCUUAGGGUCUGGGUUCAGGCUUGCCCGGGCUGUGUGCCCAGGCUGAGCGAGCUCUUCGCUGGAGUGGCUGGUGGCAUGGGCCGUGCAGCCCCUGAGGAUGGCACGUCACAGUCUUCUGCGUCCCCUCCUGCCUGCUGUGCUAGCUCCUUGGUGAAUCAUUAGAAUGGCUGCUUAUUUGCUUCCUCUUAGGUUGCUGCUCUGCAUGGAGCCAUGACUAGACAUGUUUUCAGAUUUAGGCUUUUUUAAAAAAAUCAGAAUUUUAUUACCAGACCCUCCUCCUCUGCCCUUUUCCCCAGCUUUGCCAAGUAGUUUGUUGGCAUGAAACUUUUGGCUGAACCAACUGAAAAACACACUUCUAGUGUAGAUGAUGUUUCGUGUGAUACGUUAAGUUCGUAUUUUAAAUUUUAAAAAAUUUUCCUUUUGACAUUUUAAAAGAUGAAAUAAAUUAGAAAUGUAGCAAGAUGGAUUUUGGGGUGGCCAUAUAGUGAUGGAAAGCUGCAAUCGUUAGUUUUAAUACAGCUUGACUAUUUGCUGUACAGGAAUAUAGUAGUACGUUUUCAGUCUCAGCAUACCUGCUGUGCCCGUCACAGUUUCUCCCGAUAAUUAUGAUGGGGACACUCUUUGCUAAACUGCCAUUUUGCUGCUAGUUCACUUUAUGGCUAGGAAGUCAGGAAAAAGUAAAUGUGCCAAAUUAACUUUUGUCAGAAUGCAUGAGCAGAUGGCUGAGUUCUCGCCUCACCAGAAUUCACAGCCGCAGGGAAAGUGGGGGAGGGAAUGGAUGGAGAAUUCUAGAGACUUUGAAACUGCAGUAAACUUAAAUGAGUCAGGGAGCUAUAAAGGUAGGGCAGUUUUUGUAAAGAGAGUUAAUACUUGUUAGAGCCAGAGAACACUAGUCUUUUAGGAAAAGCCCAUUCCUUUUACAAGGUUUUUAAAUUAAAAGUAAUUCCAAAGAUAUACCAGCUCACAAAUGAUCAAGUAUCGGCUUUUGUCCCGGUCGCCCUCACCUCCUGCCCAAAAUGAAUUUGAUGUCCAGAAAAGACCUACUUACAUCAUACACGUCUUCUCCCCGCAUAUACCCCCUGGGGUAGGUGUGCCAAUAUAUGGUAAUUCUCUGAUUAGUUUUAAGAUGUAGGAAAGUUAAUAUUCUUCUCUAACCGUAUAAGAUUAGGGCUCUUUGCCUAUAAUGAUAUUUCUGUAGAACUUGGCAGUUUUCACAGCACUUUUUCUCUUGCAUUAUGUCAUUUGAACCUUACAACAUUCUCGUGAGAUUUAAAAAAAAAAAAAAAAAGAAAGGCGGGGGUUGUAAUCCCCAUUAGAGAUGGAGCUGAGGUACAAAAAUGGAGCAAGUCGCCAGGGUCCCUGUGUGUUAUGAGUAACGCCAGUGGUUGUCUUCAGAUCUCGUAUACAUUUUGAUGCACGCCAGUGCUGAACACCUGGAGCAGAGCUGCUUUCUUAUAGAUGACUUGCUAUUCUUUAGGACGUGGAUCAGUGACAUUUCUUUCAGAGCAGUAUUUAGCUCUUUUUUGCCACCUUAGUAAAGAGAAGAGUUUAUUCUCCUGUUUUUCAUGGCUGAAAACAAAAGUAAUGGUAAUUUUGAAUAUGUGUUUAGAAACCGCCCCUCACCUUGUUGAGGGUCACUGUUCAAGAGUGCAGGAAUGGAAUCUCAGUUGAUGAGUCACCCUCUUCAUUCUUCUUGUCCUCCCACCCCUGGCUGGCUAGCGAGCUCAGUUGGCUUGAGGACUGCUAACAAGCCUGGCUAGUUAGCCUUCUGUGUCAGCCGGCUCUCUCACAAGUGUAUGCCCUCAGCCAGAGAGGAAAACGGCCUAAAUCCGUGACAGCUUCUAAGAAAAGAAGAUUUCCAAUUUGUCCUAUCGAUGUUAGGAGAAUUAUCUUUGAAAGUGAAGUUGUGUAAAGUCUCAGGCUUGAUAGCAAAAGAGUAUUUCAGCAAUAGAAGUUAGCACUGUAAGGUAGGUUGGACAUAUUAGACCGUCCAAAGUGAUCUGAGCUCUAAAAUCCAGGCAGAGAACUCAUCAUCCUUCGUGCUCUGUGGACAGGUGUCUUGGACGUAAGGGGGCUCUUGGUUUUUAGUGAAACCAGAGACCAGGGAUGCAUACACCCAGGCUGUUCAUCGAAUGGGAAUGCGCCUUAGAAGAAUGAAAGUGUUUGGAGGAUUGUGGCAGUUCUAGGCUGGGCUCAAGAGAUUCAACAGAUUAGCUGUAACUAAAACUGAGAAUUUGCCGUCUGCCUCUGAAUAGGCUUUCCAGUGUGUGUCUCUCUAAUUCUUAGGUUUGCCUCUGGGCCCCUACGUGCCCAAGCUGGCCUUUCAUCCCUGACAGAUAAGUAAUGAGCUGGCCGCCGCUGGCUCUGUAAACCAUUGCUGGUUCUCCCAUGGCCUUCGUCACGGUACAAGGAUAGAGAGAGGAGUGCAGAGCAGUUCGCAUCCACCCCAGGUGGCAGGACUGGCCUGACUUGAGUCAUUUCUUUCUUUUCUAGGCAAAUGAUUCAGGUAGAGAGAUUCUCUCUUUCCUUUUCAGAGAGCUUUAAAGAGCCCCGCUCCUGUAUGCAAUGGCUUAGAGCUCACCCUGCUCAUUUUUGGUACCGCCCUCUUGCCCCACAUGAAGCCCAGAUACUUGGAACUGCUAAAAUAGGAAGAGAUUCAGUUUUUCAGCUUUGCUACUACCUUCCCUCAAGCAGGAAGAUUAACAUGGACUUACAUGUCCUUUGAACAAAAACCAAAGUUUAAGAUUUGCCACAUGAUGGAGUGAUAGGGAGGGCCAGACUUUCAGCACUGGCACUCAGCAGGUGCCAGACUUUGUUCCAUCUGCCACUGAUUUGCCCAGCUCAGGCAGCUCUAGGAGUGCCGUCCUGCCCUAGCAGAGCCCAGGCCUCACCCUCAUGGAGGAUGAUUAAAAUAGCAGGAACAUGUUGAUUUCUUGGCUACUUUGCAUUAUAACAAGAAUCAGAACAUUAAUUAGAAAUUGUCUUCAACAACUUAACUGUACGCAUUUUUUCACACUGGUACAUUUUUAAGCGUCCUUGUUUUUAUGGGAUAACUUAAACUAAUCUGUACCUUUCUAUAUAUAUAUGUGUGUGUGUGUACAUAUAUACAUGUAUAAACUGUAUAGUGUACAUGUUAAUGAUUUAUUGAUAUGUUCCAAGUCUUUAAUGCAGUUCUCAUCCUCCGCAUGCCCUCAGUUUGUGGUCGGGUGACUUAAAUGUUCCUGAUGAUUCUGCCCACCUCCUGUGUUUGGACGUCUAGAGAGGAGGGGUUUGAUGGCACCCUCCUUAUCCUCGUGCACAGAAAUGCUCAGGGUCCCCAUGUGCCUGUUGUCCAGCCCUGUCUUGUCUCUUGUUCCCUAUCAGCAUGUGGUCCUUCCUUGCUCUGUAACUUCUCUGCCUCCACCCCAAGCUGUCGGUACAAAAGUGUAAAGCAGUAUUAAGAUCGUUACUGCAUGUAUGCUAAAAACCCAAGUUUUCUGUUCCCUUGGGACAGAAAAUUGCAUGUGAGGUGGGAUAAUCAAGUUUCAAUGACCAAUGUCGGUUACACAAAAAAGCCAGACCCUAGAAUAAAAUUCCACAAAAUGGAAAUAAAACUCAAAUUUCUUUAGCAUUGUGUAAAUAAAUCUGGGUGUGUUUAACUUUGUACUGGUAAUUUUCUGUAUAUUUGCAGUAUUUGGGUUAGAAAUAAAACAGACUGGACUUUGUUACCUGA
Messenger RNA from Balaenoptera musculus (blue whale), 9006 nucleotides. RefSeq names its product sortilin 1 (gene SORT1). The record is from RefSeq and is a predicted model, not a curated record. Gene Ontology annotation, biological process: Golgi to endosome transport; endocytosis; vesicle organization. Gene Ontology annotation, molecular function: protein binding. Lineage: Eukaryota; Metazoa; Chordata; Mammalia; Artiodactyla; Balaenopteridae. Gene Ontology annotation, cellular component: membrane; Golgi apparatus.